Molecule: messenger RNA, 1442 nt
Organism: Schistocerca gregaria
Lineage: Eukaryota; Metazoa; Arthropoda; Insecta; Orthoptera; Acrididae
Product: ribosome biogenesis protein WDR12 homolog
Exons: 3
Coding region: 83-1387 (434 amino acids)
Biological process (GO): ribosome biogenesis
Cellular component (GO): preribosome, large subunit precursor
Molecular function (GO): protein binding
Source: RefSeq, a predicted model, not a curated record
GAAUUUUUUUUUUUUUGAACGGAACGGGUCGCUGCGGAUGAGCUCCUAACUCUUUUUCAUCAAAACACUCUGGAUCAUCAGUAUGAACGUUUCGGAAGACUAUAAACAAGAUGAAAAAAUUGAGGUCAAAUUCGUGACCAAACUAGAUCAGUACAGAGUUAUCGAUAAGUCAUUUCAAGUCCCGACAUCUCUAAAUAGGCGCGGAUUGUCCCAGCUGAUCAACCACUUACUGGGUACAGAAACGCCGAUUCCAUUCGACUUCCUCGUCGGAAACCAUCUGCUUCGAAGUAGCCUCAAAAAAUUCAUCCAGCAACAUCAAUGCUCCACGGAACAAGUAUUGACAUUGGAGUAUGUCAAAUUGCUGGAUCCGCCCACUCCAGAAUCUAUCAAGACGCACUCAGACUGGAUAUCUUCGAUCGAUGAUCACCUCCUGACACUUCAAAACACCCUCAGUAAAAAAAACCUUGCGGGAUAUGUAAUCCCAUAUGGGAGCUACGACUGUUAUGUCAACUUGCUCCACUACAAUGGAAAUUCUGAUGAAAAUUCCGCGCCCAUGGCUGUAGGAAGGCACUCGCAGCCGGUCCUGUCCGUCUCCUCGUUUCCAAUUCGCGACAACGACGGUCAACAAUUCGGAAUUGUUAGUGGUUCGCAAGACUGCAGCGUCUACGUUUGGAACGUAAAUUUGGCUGACCAGCGUUCUCGGACCACACAAGAGCUUGUGGGUCAUCAGGGAGCCGUCGAAGCUGUUUCUUGCUCUCCAGACGCCAAUUUGGUUGCCACAGCUUCCUGGGAUAACACUAUCAAACUUUGGAAUCUUCAGUCCAAAGAAUCAAAAAAAACAGUUCAAGCACAAGCACGGAAUUCACUUGUUGGACACAUGCAAUGUGUCUCCACGCUCUUUUGGCUCUCGAACGGAGAGAUCAUUUCAGGAUCAUGGGACCACUCGAUCAAAAUCUGGGAUGUGGAAUCCGGUAUCAAUACACAUCAAUUAACUGGAAACAAAGUCAUCCUGAACAUGGACUACUCUUUCAAAAAUAAGCUCCUCAUCGCCGGACAUGCAGACAGGUCAAUCCGGAUCUGGGACAUCCGAUCAUCCGAUCUGACCUCGCACGGUAACUCAGUUUCGACCAGUUACUCUUCACACACUGGAUGGGUCAACGCGGUCAAAUGGCAUCCUUCCCACGAAUAUCUGGCUAUCAGCGGUUCGUAUGACUCAAACAUCAAAAUAUGGGACAUCCGUUCCACCACCCCACUCUACACCUUGGCCUCGCAACAUCAGGAUAAGAUUUUCACGCUCGGCUGGCUAGAUUCAUGUCGGUUCACCAGCGGCGGUGCUGAUAACGCCCUCCGCAUGUAUUCUAUGCCCGACACCGCAAUUUCUAUCUAACGAAAGCGUCCCAUCGUUCAAUAAACACCGUGCGCAAAACAGUUCAAGCAAAAAA